UUUUCUAUUCCAAUGUCAGAAGAUCGUGAAUCGUGUGAUUAUGACGGUAGGGGAACCUACCUGUAUUGUGAGGAUGGAACGUACUGUUGCGGAAACAAACAGUGUUGCAACCCGUUGGCAUUGUCGUCGAUCAUCGGUAUGGGGAUUGCAGGCAUUAUAUUCCUUUUGUUUGCGGCCGUUAUUAUAUAUUUCUGUGUAAGGAAAAAUAACAGGAAUCCAGGAAGUAUUCAACCACAACAUGAAGAAAAUAUGGAAGUUAAUGGUAUAUCCAGCACUCCCGGCUACUGCAUACCACAGGACGGCUAUUGCCAGUAUCCCCAUCCCCCGGCAUACAGUCAGGCCGUCGACCAGUACCCCCCAGCAUACAGUCAGGCCGUUGACCAGUAUCCCCCGGAAUACAACCAGCCACCAGCAUACCGCGAGACAAACAGCCAACCCCAAACCUACGGUCUGGAAACACCAUGCAUACCCACCAACGCCAGCGUUUAACUCUGUACCGAAAACUAGUAGCUGUUUUUUUGUAUGACUAGGUCAUAUAUGGUUCUAGCUUUUAAAAAGCUAAUAGACUUAAUGACUUCUAAACUAAAGCCGUUCUUCGUUCUACUAACAUUAGGACAAGGAAUUCAAGUAGUAUUACCGAUCAUAUAAAACAAUUAAGAUUUAUUUUGUCAAAAAUCAUUUUUUGUGUGUGUGUGUUCAAACAAAUGUUAUGUCUGUAAUCUGCAAGAGUUCCAAAUUUUCCACUCAGUCAUAUUUGCAUUAGUGUGCCAUUUAUUCAAUGAUUUAGCAUUUAUUCUAUCCUACAUGCAAACAUGUAUGAUUAUUGUUAAUUCACUUAUCAGUUAUUCAAGAUG
Messenger RNA from Mya arenaria, 854 nucleotides. RefSeq lists its product as uncharacterized. NCBI's taxonomy places the organism in Eukaryota, Metazoa, Mollusca, Bivalvia, Myida, Myidae. The record is from RefSeq and is a predicted model, not a curated record. Bases 13 to 489 code for a protein of 158 amino acids. The transcript is spliced from 3 exons.